Molecule: messenger RNA, 3309 nt
Organism: Triplophysa rosa
Lineage: Eukaryota; Metazoa; Chordata; Actinopteri; Cypriniformes; Nemacheilidae
Gene: plekhg6
Product: pleckstrin homology domain containing, family G (with RhoGef domain) member 6
Exons: 15
Coding region: 102-3050 (982 amino acids)
Biological process (GO): Rho protein signal transduction; endothelial cell migration
Cellular component (GO): axon; endocytic vesicle; plasma membrane
Molecular function (GO): guanyl-nucleotide exchange factor activity
Source: RefSeq, a predicted model, not a curated record
GAGAGAGAGAGAGACAACGUCAAGGCAAGUUUAGACAGACGGAGUUAACCAGAAGAGAGAGAGAGAGGGAAAAAGACCUUAAACAUGCAUGCCUGAGUGACAUGGACACAGUCAAAUCCAGUCAUCCAUCAAAAGGACCGGAACUGGGUGACGCAAUGGCCCCUGAGGAAACUGCCCCUGUCAGGGCUGAGAGACAGCGGGAGGAAGACACGCCGGAUGGAAUUGUUGCAGUAACAUCAGCCAGCCAGAGGAUGGCGCAAGACAGACACAGAUAUCACACCAUAGGCCAUCAACAGCUUGGCAAUCCAAAGAAAAGCAGAGGAAUUGACUUUUCAACAGUGAGGGGAACAUCGAGCAGUGGCAAGCCCAGAGGUGCAAUAAUGCAGGUGUUUUUUAGCCAGAAUGUCACACAGGAGGAUCGGACGGUUGGCGGUCAGGGGCAGGUGGACACACUGAAGCUGCUUCUUGACUAUUUUACGUUACCUUCUGACCUGACGUGGACAUGGGGAGCGGGAGGUACUGAAAGAAAGUUAAACCAGAGCUGGACCGACAUAGUCAAAUCACACGAGUCUAUGUUAAAAACCCAGCGACACCAGCAGGAGGCGAUGUGGGAAUUGAUUUCUACUGAGCUCACCUACAUCAACAAACUCACUAUAGCUAAAGAGCUCGUGCUGGGAGCCUUAUCACACUGUCAUAAAUAUGGAUUCCUACAAGAAGUCACCUCCACCAUGACUUUUUACAAUCUUCCUUCUAUCCUUGAUGCACAUAGACUCUUUUGGCAGGAAGUGAUGUAUCCCAUGUUACAGGAGGUCCGUCUCACUGGGCAGCCUUUUGACCCCCUGAAACUUGAGGCAGGAUGUUCGCAGUUUCCUGAACGUUUUCCUGCGUACUUUGAAUACUGUUGGGAAAAGGACAGAAAUGUGGAGUUUACACGCAGACUACUUGACACAAGUCCACAGUUUCACACCUACAUUUCGUGGGUUGAGAAUCAUCCGCAUUGUGGUCGCAUGAGACUGGGUGACAUGCAAGCCAAACCUCUCCAGAGGAUCACCAAGUACCCUCUUCUGCUGAAAGCUAUUCUAAAGAACACUGACGAUCUACCCACCCGAAAUGCACUUCAAAGAAUGUUGAACAGCGUUGAGCAUUUUCUGACAUCAAUCAACGACCAUUUACAACUUAAAGAGGAUGAACUGGGCCUUUCUGCUGUUGCUCAAAAGAUAGAGGGAUACAAGAUAGAGGGUCUGAGCGAAGAAAUAGACAAGCACAUUCAAGAGUUCUGCUGCUUUGAUUUGACAAGCCCCAUCAGGGGGGUGGGGCCAAAUAUCAUACGGAAGCAAAUACUGGACGAAACUUUGAAGGUCGGAGGAAGGAAGGACAGUAAGGAGCUUGUGGUCCUGCUCUUCACUGAUGUGUUGUUAAUGACCAAAACGCAGAAGAAAUCAGACAAGCUGAAGGUAGUGCGCCCCCCUCUGGCCCUGGAGAGAAUACACUGCAUUGAGCUCAAAGAUGGCUAUUCAUUUGUGCUGGUGGAGGUUGGUGAUCUAUGUUGUGCUGUCAGUGUGUACUGUCUGUCAACGCACAGUCCAGACAGCUGCUCGACAUGGGUGUCUGCUCUGCGAGAAGCUCAGACAACAUUGGAUACCUUGAGGAAGAAUGAGGCAAACAAAACACAAAAGAACACAGAUGACACAGACUUGAGUGGAUCUCUCAAUCAAAACAAACUGAUCAAUAAAGUCAAAGAGGAGGAUUCUAACAGCCAAUCAGAAUCAGAAAGUGAUUCUCCUCCGUUGAAGCGAAUUGACAGCAUCUCUAUAAAUGGGACACAAACAAUAAGUAAUGUGGAGCAAAGUAAUGCUCAACAAGUGAUGGAGAAUAAAAGCUCUACACCGAUUGGUCAACAGAAUGGCCAGAGCCAAUCAGCUCAUGAAGGGUGGUUUACGGAAAAGAAGGAAAGUGGACUGAUUAAAUCAGAUGAAAGUGAGCCCUUAUUAAGGAAAUUUUCAGAAAGGCGAGUUACAUGGAAUCGUGGGCCACAGGCGUCUUUAUACCCAAAAGACAAUACAAAUCAGGACUUGUUGCCAGGUAAACAUACAGAGAAAAAUGGCCAAUCCAUACCAAUAACUUAUUUUUUAAAUGAACUCCCAAAUAAAACAGUAGAGCCAGACCCAGAUGAUGGAUCUCAAGACCAGUUAAUCAGAAAUGUGACUUUGUCUAGCAACUCUGGUGAGGAUUUUCUUUCAGAAUCAGGGAAUUUCAUCAGGAAGUUGGGGUCUCCUCGGUUGCGUAGGCAGCGUCCAAAUAAUCCACAACCCUCUGUCCCACUCGACAGCGGAAAAGAACCUGAAUCUAAUACAACCCCUGAUACCAGCCAGAAAACAGCAGCUACCGCUUCCAUCAAACCCCAAGAGACCCACAGAGUGCUAAAGCUGGGAUCUUUAAAGAACAACAAUGGAAUAUUCUGGUGUGAUACAGAGAAAAUAUCAUCACCAGAUCCACAGACCAUCUGGGAACCUGUGAAGAAACCGGAUGUUGACCUUGAAACUAAACCCAAACUAAAGACACAGAGGAGCGUCUCCGUCACAGAGAUCAGCUUCUCCCACGCAUCUUCUCUGUCUACACACAAAAAAGCUCCAGGCUACCAGGUUUCCUCUUCCCCUCUCCAGGACCUUCUGCAGAGAGCAAAGCAGCGGGAAAAGGAACAUAGACUGGGAAAAGAGGAAAAGGCUAAAGCGAGGAAUUUUUCUCUUCCCUCCAUCCCUCCCUCCUCGCCAUCACCCUCAGCCAGUGAAGGAGACAGAGAGGCAGAGGGUACCAUUACCACUUCUGCACAGAGAUGGACACAAAAUGAGAAGAAAGGGAGUAACAGCAUCCUAGAGGGAACGGGUGUGGAUUGGCCAGGCUGGUGCUUUGACGAUGAGGAGGUUUUUGAAUUUCAAGACUUUGAUGAUGAUGAUGACUUUCUUGAGCGAACACUGACUGCGCAUGAGCUCCAGAGGGCAGGACAUAAACCAUCAGAUAGACACGGUGAAGGAGAAUGCAGUGAGGUGUAGUUAGUUACAAACAUGUUUUCCUUGUAAAUGUGAGCAAAUUUGUGUAUAAACUAGUGUAUAAAUGUUUGGAGACGCAUAUUGUUCUGUUCUUUUAUAUUUAUUAGUAUAAAAUUAAUACAGUAUAUUCAUUAUGAGUGAUACUGUAUCUACAGCAUUUAUCUGUAGCUUUUUUAUGUAAGAUUGAUUGACAUUUUGUUCAUAGGUAAAAUAAUGUAUUUGUAUAUUAUUUGUAUAGUAAGUAAUAAUAAGUUUAUAAUUG